AUGGCCAGCUUUGCGACCGACCCGGGCCACGCCGACGCCUCUCUUGGUCCGGACGCCCUCUCAGCAGCCGACCGGGCAAACCAGCACCAGCUCUCCGCGUCCACCGUGGCCGAGAGCAAUGGGCACGGUGACGGGGGCGACACCGACGACGGGCUCCCGGGCAAAAAGAAGAAGGGCUCCAAGCGGCGAAAGGUCAACCAUGCGUGUCUGUACUGUCGCCGCAGCCAUAUGACUUGCGACGAGGGCCGGCCGUGCCAGCGGUGCGUCAAGCGCGAGAUCGGCCACCUCUGCCACGACGAACGGCGCGCCCCCACGAAGGAAAAACCGCCCGCGGGCGCGGGCACGCCCGGCAUCACAAACCCGGCCAUCGACUACGGAUCCGCGUCUGUGUCGAUGAACACAGGUUGGCCUGGGAUGGGGAUGAGCAUGGCGCAGGGCGCGUGGCUGUACCCGCCCGAGACUUUCAGCAAUGAGUUUUCGGUUCUUUCCGAUUUUCUCGAAUCAUUAGACGACGGGACCUUCUUCAGUCAGCCUCCAGCCAUCGGAACAUCCUUGAUGUCGAGCCCGACAUACACCGGUCCAGUCAGCCUAGGCGUCGACAACCCUUACAUUCCUCCCCCGGGUCUCCCCGGAGCGACUCCUUCAAAUACCUCCGCCGCCGUACCGCUGCCCGCGACCCCCGAAGAGCAAGCCCCCGUCGUCCUCCCGGCAGCCACGAAAACGGAACGGUUCUUCCUCACGGCGGCGGACCAGGCCUCAGGUUCUCGAAACGAGCGGUUGAACAUGGUCAUCAGGAGUAAGUACGAAGCAGGGCUUCUCAAGCCAUACAACUACGUCAAGGGGUACGCAAGACUGUCGAGGUGGAUGGACAAGAACGUCUCGCAAGAAUCGAAAGCGAAGAUCCUUCAACCGCUGUCCGUGCUCCGACCAAAGUUCAGAGCUAUUGCCCAAUCAGAAUCACUUACAGAUAUCGAUUUGGUAUUCAUCGAAGAAGCUUUUGAGCGGUUGCUCCUCGAUUACGAUCGUGUUUUCUCCGCCAUGGCCAUCCCCGCGUGUUUGUGGCGCCGCACUGGGGAGAUAUACAAGGCGAAUCGCGAGUUUGCGGAGCUUGUCGGGGUGGACGGAUACAUGCUUCGAGACGGUCGACUGUGCAUCUAUGAGCUCAUGUCGGAAGAUUCAGCCGUGAACUACUGGGAGAAAUACGGCCACGUUGCGUUCGACUCCAACCAAAAGGCGGUCCUCACCUCGUGCGUGCUGCGGUACAAACCAUUCCUGCCGUCGUCGGGGGCGGUCACACCUGGGCGCGGCAAGGACACGCAGCCUCCCCCGAACGAAGAGGGCACGAUCUCCUGCUGUUUCUCGUUCACCAUCCGGCGCGAUCCGUACGGCAUCCCGACGCUCAUCGUCGGCAACUUCAUCAAGUGCUGA
Molecule: messenger RNA, 1428 nt
Organism: Epithele typhae
Lineage: Eukaryota; Fungi; Basidiomycota; Agaricomycetes; Polyporales; Epitheliaceae
Exons: 10
Coding region: 1-1428 (475 amino acids)
Biological process (GO): regulation of DNA-templated transcription
Cellular component (GO): nucleus
Molecular function (GO): zinc ion binding; RNA polymerase II transcription regulatory region sequence-specific DNA binding; DNA-binding transcription factor activity, RNA polymerase II-specific
Source: RefSeq, a predicted model, not a curated record